AAAUUAAUAAAUAAAAAUAUUUUAUAAGAAAUAGUAGUCGUAGUAGUCGUUUGAAGGAUAGAGAAGCAUCUUGAACAUGGCAACUAUAUCUUCUAAAGCAGCUUUGAAAAGAGUUUUACUUCAAGCAUGUCUUAACUCAUCAAAAUGUACCACAGUACCUGCUAAAACGAUAGCAACUCUGUGUCCAGAAGAUGGAGUGUUCACAGGACCAUCUAUGAAAACCGAAGUUCCUGGGCCGAAAUCCAAGGAAAAAAUCGCCGCACUUUCAAAGUACAAGAGAACUGAGCAGAUGCACAUGAUUGGAGAUUUUGAAAAAAGCAAAGGAAAUUAUUUCGUUGACGUGGAUGGCAACGUUUACCUGGAUGUGUUCCAACAAAUAUCAUCUUUGCCUUUAGGAUACAAUCAUCAUGCGCUUGCAGAGACAGCGAAAAGUCCUGCAGUUCAGAAUGGACUUUUGAAUCGAUCUGCACAAGGCUUUUGCCCCGAUAAAGACAUGUUAGAAAGAAUGGAGAAUACUUUAAUGAAGGUAGCGCCUAAAGGCACCAUAGCACAACAGAUGAUGUGUGGCUCAUGUGCAAAUGAAAACGCGCUUAAGGCCGCCUUUAUGAGAUACAACGCUAUUCGACGAGGAUGUUAUGAACCCACUGAAUUAGAACUGGAAACUUGCAUGCAGGGCAAAGGUCCAGGAUCUCCUGAAGACUUAUGCAUAUUGUCUUUUACCUCAGGAUUUCAUGGACGCACCUUAGGCACUCUAGCUGUCUCUCACUCCAAAGCACUUCACAAGUUUGAUAUGCCUGCUUGGCCCUGGCCUGUUGCACCGUUUCCUAAGUUGAAGUAUCCGCUAGAAGAGCAUGUGGAAGAAAAUCAAGAAGAAGAAAUGAGAUGUCUUGAUCAAAUGAAUCGAGUUAUAAAAGAAUCCAACGAAAGAGGACUGUAUGUAGCAGGAGUUAUAGUUGAGCCACUCCAAUCUGAAGGAGGCGACAAUCAUGCAAGCGCUAAUUUUUUUGCUGGCGUACAAGCUAUCGCGAAACAGUACAAUGCUGCAUUCAUCGUGGACGAAGUACAAACUGGUGGUGGUUGCAGUGGGAAGUGGUGGAUGCAUGAAACGUGGAAUCUCCCUUCACCUCCUGACAUGGUAACAUUCGCAAAGAAAAUGCUCAUUGGUGGAUUUUACUUCUCCGAAGAAUUUAUGCCAAAACAUACUAUGAGGAUAUUUAACACCUGGAUAGGAGAUCCGGUACGCGCCGCCAUGUUGGAAACCGUAAUAAAUGUGGUGGAGAGUGAUGGCUUAUUACAAAGGACACAAAAAUCAGGGGCAGCUAUCCUGCAAAAUUUAUAUGAGCUACAGAAACUUUACCCUGAUCUUAUCUUCGAUGCAAGAGGUGUUGGUAACUUGUGUGCAGUUUCAUGCGAAAACACAGAGAUUAGAAACAAUCUAGUGGCGCAUCUUCGUGGUCUAGGUUUACAAAUCCAUGGUUGUGGUGAUUUUGCAGUGCGUUUCCGUCCAGCAUUAAUUUUUACUGAAAAACAUGCUGCAUUGAGCGCAGACAUCUUUGAUACAGCGUUAUCGACACUACGGCAAAAAAUGCGCUCAAAGGUCUAAAUUAUCAAAAUUUAGGGUUAUUAUCUUAUGUAAAUUUUAUUUUUCUCUUAUAUUUCAUUAUAUGUUUUAUAAUUUUAUUAUUAAGCAAAUAAUUUAAAUAUUUUAAAAUUGAAAUAAUUUAACCUACGAAUAACGGCAAAAUCGUUCUGUAGUUCAUUUUCAUGAGUUCAUAAUCUACACAGCGAGUAGGAUGGAGCGUUUUACUACUAUUGUUACAGCACGUCCAUAUUUAGAAAUAAUAAUUACAACUUCCACCUUUUUCUUUUGUGAAAAUAACUUUUAUGCUGAAAUAAAUAUAUAUAUAUUUGUAACCAUGUAUGUUCUUUGUAAAUACUUUGUAUAUGUGGCUAACUGUUAUUUUAGUAUUAUAUGUAUACAUUCAUAAA
Molecule: messenger RNA, 1989 nt
Organism: Hydractinia symbiolongicarpus
Lineage: Eukaryota; Metazoa; Cnidaria; Hydrozoa; Anthoathecata; Hydractiniidae
Product: 4-aminobutyrate aminotransferase, mitochondrial-like
Exons: 15
Coding region: 77-1603 (508 amino acids)
Biological process (GO): GABA catabolic process
Cellular component (GO): mitochondrion
Molecular function (GO): pyridoxal phosphate binding
Source: RefSeq, a predicted model, not a curated record